AUAUAUUUAAGCGUCAUCGGGAAAUGUAGCCUACUAUAUUGUGACUCAAACACAAGCUGGUUUUCAGCAACAAACAUACUAACCUGAAGCCACAGCUCUGAGAUCAGUGACUGAACUGUAUUUUACAAUGGAAGAAUACGGCAAAGAAACCCAGUCGAGAGAGAGUAAAAGACGGGAACGUCAAGCAGCCUUGGAGAGCUCAGAUACUGACAAUGGCCUAUGUGGUUGGAUCAUAGUCGGCUUAUCCAUCCUUCUGAUGCUUGCAACUCUGCCUCUCUCCAUAUGGAUGUGUAUUAAGAUUGUGAAGGAGUAUGAGAGGGCCAUCAUCUUUCGCCUGGGGCGGAUCGUACGAGGAGGAGCCAAAGGGCCAGGCCUGUUCUUCAUCCUGCCCUGCACAGAUAGCUUCAUCAAUGUGGACAUGCGCACCAUCACCUUCGACAUCCCCCCACAAGAGGUUCUGACAAAGGACUCAGUGACGGUCAGUGUCGAUGGUGUGGUAUACUACCGUGUUCAGAAUGCCACCCUGGCUGUGGCCAACAUCACCAACGCUGACGCUGCCACCCGCCUCCUGGCACAAACCACCCUGAGAAACGUCCUGGGAACCAAGAACCUGGCUGAGAUCCUAUCUGACCGUAAUGAGAUCGCCCACAGCAUGCAGUCCACCCUGGAUGAUGCUACAGAUGACUGGGGUAUCAAGGUGGAGCGGGUGGAGAUAAAGGACGUCAAACUGCCUCAGCAGCUCCAGAGGGCCAUGGCAGCAGAGGCCGAGGCUAGCCGCGAGGCCAGGGCUAAGGUGAUCGCAGCGGAGGGGGAGGUGAACGCAUCACGGGCUCUGAAGGAGGCCUCCCUGGUAAUCGCUGAGUCUCCGUCUGGCCUACAGCUGCGCUACCUGCAGACGCUCAACACCAUUGCUGCCGAGAAGAACUCCACCAUCAUCUUCCCUCUGCCAAUGGACAUGAUGCAGGCCUUCAUGAAGAGAGACUGAGGAGAGCCUGAUGGGUGCUUUGUAAUUGCUGUUACACACACAUUCAAGAAACAAACGUUCACACAUAUAUCAUAGUGUGUUGCUUUGCGAAUCUGCUGUAGAAAUGUAGUGGCUGUGAUUGAGUGAACCAUUUCCCUUGUGCCAAAUGUUCUUAGGUCAAUGCCAGCUGGUGCAGAGGAGGAUAGUUAGAGAGCUUGCCUAAGCUUAUGCGUCAAAGAACUUAAUGUCACCAUUUUAUGUGUGUGUUAACGCAAUUAAAGUGAACAGAGAAACAGGGUUUGAACAAAACCAAAGGAAACUGAGUCACCAGCUCUACUGAGGUGUGGUGUUUCCUGCACUGCUAUGAGGCUGAGACCAGGAUGUACUAGGGACCCUGUUUGUCUGUCUCUAUGGGCAGAAACCUCUUUACUAUGGCCAUGUUAAACCUCUCAAGCCUUAAGUCAUUGCUAUGGGUCAGUGUACUAAUUUCAUGUCGUUUCUAUGCAUAUCUGGAUGGAAAUUGGAAAUGGAUUUUAAUAUUUUCAAAUAGCAGUAUUUUAUAACCACACUCAUGAGUGUGAAAGAAGCUACAUGUAAUUUGUAUGGGAUUUGGAAAUUGGUCCUGCAUUUUCUGAUAGCAUACUCAUGUAUUGCUAUAUUUCAAAAAUAUCAUCUUUGGAGAGUCCUGAUCAGUGUUUGUAUUGGCACAGAGUUUAGUGAUCGGUUCCAUCCAGAUCAAAGAUGUCUUUGAAUCAGAAAAGCACUGUGAUCAGAUGCUGUUACAGAUCCUAUACAGUAUAAAUUACUUUACUGUAUAAAACCUGGUAUGUGUUUUAUGUUUACUCUGCUGUUUGUGUAAAGGACAUUGUUCCCUUAUUAUGUAUGUUACUAAACUGCUCUGUUGUAGCCUAUUUUCAUCAUAUUGAAAUGAUUUCUUAUCAAGUUAGGGCUGGCCGAUAUAUUUGAGUUUGUGUUUUAGCACGAUGUGGAAAAUGCCUGUAUCGCAAUAAUCGAGGUUCUGUUUAAACGUAACGUUUUACAAAUGCA
Molecule: messenger RNA, 2011 nt
Organism: Oncorhynchus mykiss (rainbow trout)
Lineage: Eukaryota; Metazoa; Chordata; Actinopteri; Salmoniformes; Salmonidae
Product: stomatin
Cellular component (GO): plasma membrane
Source: RefSeq, a predicted model, not a curated record